This is a messenger RNA of Cucurbita pepo subsp. pepo (vegetable marrow), 922 nucleotides long. NCBI's taxonomy places the organism in Eukaryota, Viridiplantae, Streptophyta, Magnoliopsida, Cucurbitales, Cucurbitaceae. The record is from RefSeq and is a predicted model, not a curated record.
AUGAUCAAAGAAAUCAUCUCAAGUAUUGCCGAUUGGUGGUCGAAGAAAUUCUCACUUGAAUGGAUUUUAUUUCAUUCACUGAGUUCUUUAAUGCUGAAAGAAGCCGUGCAGCAGCUCGUUUCAUGUCGUUGGUUGUCGCGUGUUUGUAAUAACACCAGGUGCGUUGAGGCUGCAGCAGAUAGCGUCUGGAAUCAUUUUAGUUCUAGUGUCACUGAUGCAGCCAUGGUCAGGCUUCAUCAAUGGGCGAAGUUACUUACAGAACGUGACUAUGAAAAAGUGUUCCAGCAGACGUUUGGUUUUACUGAUGGAGACAAAUACUUGGGCCUUUGCUUGCGUCUGAACACUUCCUCUGGGCCUGUAAAUGGGACUCUAUACAUAUCCACAAAAAUGGUGGCCUUCUAUAGUAAGUUUCCUCUUCGUCACUCUUCGUCUCCUGGCCAGCCACAGUGGAUCCAUGACAGGGUGGUGAAAGCGGUUUGAUCAGUUGGGGAAAAUCAAUGCUUCAUCAAACCUCAAGGACCCUUCACAAAAGAAGUACAACCAAAUAAUCACGUGGGACUUUCAUGAAUUCUAGUUCAUGGGAUUCAUUUCAUAUAACACGGCUGUCAUAACUUCGAACGGUAGCGAUCCCAUACGUCGGUCCGAGGGAACCGAAACACAACGAGCGAAACCAACACUUCGUUCUAUACUCUGUUUACAUACAUCUUCCUGUUUUGGUGAAAUGGGAUUCAAAAUGAUCCUCGAGUAGAAACUUUGAAUGAACAAACUUUAUCAGUUGAACCAUCAUCCAUCCAAUGGGUGGAUACUUGUAAAUAUUUGUAAUGAUAAGAAACUCCUCUUGUUUUUGCAAAUAUUUUCAUUCAAUAAAGUUGUCUGUAUCUUACAUUUGUGAAAUGGCAAAGGUUGCUUUGACUUCAGAUUA